CCACUGUCCCCCACUGCCCUUUACUGAGUCUGAACGCACUGUGGCUGUUAUUAUAAUUGGCCGCAGCCAUUAUUGUUCAAUAGUCUAUUUCUCUGGUCCUGUUUCCUGCAACCAUGACAGCAUAUCUGUUACGUCCUCGUAUACCCCGUACCUCGACUGCCCUCGUCUUCGCCAGCAAGGAGGGCCCGUUCGUGAGAGCCUUUGCCUCGAAACGGGCAUUGACAGAAGAAUUCGAUGAUGAAGAACUGCGAACAGCAAGAGACUGGCUUGCAAACCUCAACGCCAGAACCAUUCCACGGCACAUCUGCCAGCUCUCCUUCAGCCGGUCUGGUGGGCCUGGAGGGCAGAAUGUGAACAAGGUUAACUCAAAGGCCACGCUCAGAGUGCCGCUGGCUUCUCUCUUACCUCUCGUCCCACGGGUUAUUCAUUCUCAGUUGCUGUCUUCCCGAUACGCUGCAGACAAGAGCCAAAGUCUAGUCAUACAAUCAGAGGAGUCGCGGAAGCAGGCUACCAAUGUAGAAUCGUGCUUUGAAAAGCUUUAUCAGUUGUUGGAAAGCUCCGCAAAGAGUUCUAUCCCCGGAGAAACGUCCCAAGAACAAAAGGAUCGGGUGCGAAACUUAAAGCCGAGAAUGAAGCAAGAAUCAGGAAGAAGAAACUACAUAGCAGCAAGAAGAGUAGCCGAAGGAGUAGUAAGUACGAUGAAUAACAUAUACUGGGCUAACUACAUCAAGAAACCGGACUUUUCCCACUGCCUCCAUAUCCGAGAAACGCCUUUUGAGUGAUAAGAUAGAUGACUGCUAUGGCUAUGCUUGCUCUAGUGUCCGCUCAGCACUGCGAAUAGUCGCUACCAUGACCUUGUGUAACGCAGGGUCUAUGCCCUCAGUCUUUGCCAAUGGUUUCAACCAAUUGAUGACCUCCUGCGCAACGCCCUUAUCAUUUCGGUGGUCUUUUAGGCGUCCAAGCGAGGCACCCAGCGCUCGCGGGAAACCAGGGGAGGUAACUCUCACUCCAGCAGUU
Monascus purpureus is the source of this 1017-nucleotide messenger RNA. The record is from the annotation of a GenBank genome assembly. NCBI's taxonomy places the organism in Eukaryota, Fungi, Ascomycota, Eurotiomycetes, Eurotiales, Aspergillaceae.